AUGUGCCACUGGUGGGCUGUUGCUUCGCGUGAGGCAGAGAGAAUUGGGGCCCGCUGUGGGACGGUCAGCCGUCAAUUGUGUCACCUGUUUUCGCUACGAGACCGUUCACCGAGCUGAUGUGAGUGUCCCAGAGCGAAAAGAGAGACCCCGGCAUUGAGAAUUUUUGGCUUUGUGUGAUCAGGGUUCCGCCUAAGCUCGCAUUUCAGAAUUUCGAGCUCGCAGCCCGAAAUCAGCUCGGACGAGAUGGCGAGUCCAGAUCUGGUGUGGCUGUGCGUGCGGAACAGCAGUAGCUUCAUCAAGAAGUCGAAUGGGAUCACGCUGACCAACGAGCCGGGCAACCUCACUGGGGAGAACAGCUUCAAGUACAGCGGACUGGCCAACAACAAGACAGUCGAUGUGGUGCCCACGAAGGGCAAGAAGAACACACGACCCGUUCUCGUCAAGAAGGCCAAGAAACUCAGGUACGUCAGAGAGGCAGAACGGGGUGUGGAGGGAUGGACGUGUGUCUGUCUGUGUGUCUGUCUGUGUGUCUGUCUGGUCAUGUGUGUGCUGGUCAAUCGGUGCAGAUCUGUCGAGGGUCGCAAGUGCACGACGUACUUGAACAUCGACUUGACUCAGUCGUCGAAGCGCAUCAGCACCCAGCUGCAGAAGGGCAACUACCGCCCCGACCUCAUUGCUGACGCCGAGAAGAAGUACCUCAAGGUGCGCGGCGAUAUCAGCAAGACGGCUGCAGGCGGCCGGCCCGUCAAGAAGGGACGCAAGCCGCGCACCUGAUGGGACUGACGGGGUUUGAUGUGAUGUGAAUGGGUUUGGGUUGAGUGUGUUGGCAUCUGGACGGCUUUCCGUCUGAUGGAUGGAUGGAUGAUGUGGCAAUGUGCGUGUUUCAUGCGUUCGUUGCUUCGUGUGGCGUAUGGGGACUCUGCGUGGAUGGCUCUUUCCUUAACAGUCUUUAAGCCCAAUCCACGCUUUUCCCAUCACAUGUGACUGAGCAUCAACCAC
Messenger RNA from Vitrella brassicaformis, 999 nucleotides. The record is from the annotation of a GenBank genome assembly. NCBI's taxonomy places the organism in Eukaryota, Vitrellaceae.